AUGGCCAGCGCCAGUGCCAGUGCCAGCGCCAACCUCCCUCCUCCCCCUCUCACCCCCAACCCCAACCCCACAAUCGUCAUCAUCCACGGGGCAUGGCACAACCCCACGCACUACAGCAGCCUCAGCAACGGCCUCCGAAGCCUCAGCCACAACGUCCUAAUCCCCUCGCUCCCCUCAAUGAACGGCACCCGCCCCCCAACCUCAGACCUCCACACCGACACCGCCCAAAUCCGCCGCUAUAUCGAAUCGCUCGCGGACGCAGGCCACCGCCUCGUUAUCCUAAUGCACUCCUACGGCGGCCAAGUCGGCACCAACGCACUGGCUGGACUCGACACGCGCACACGCGGGGCUUCAAACCUGCCCGGCGGUGUUAUCCGGCUGGUAUACAUGUGCGCGCAUGCCCUGAGCGAGGGCAUGUCCAUGUUCGGCAUUGCCAAGGCCGCGGGCCGCGAGAAGGCGCUCCUCGAUGCAUUUAUUGUUGCUGAUGAUGGGAUGGUCGAGUACCGCGAGGUAAGGGAGCGCAUGAUUGGACCGCCUGGAGAUCUCUCGGAGGAGAUGGUGGAGUCUUAUAUUGCGCGGUUGAGGCCAUGGAAUGGGAAGGGGCUGUAUCAGGAAAUUCAGGCGGCUGCCUGGAGGGACAUACCAGUGUCGUAUCUUCUUACCUUGCAGGAUAGGCUGAUGCCAGUUGCAUAUCAGAAUGCCAUGGUAGCGCGCUUACGGGCUGAAGGGGUGGAGGUUGAGGUGUUUGAGUUGGAAACUGGGCAUUGUCCGCAUGCUACGACGACAGGGAAGGUGGUGGAGAUUUUGCAUGCUGUUACAAACAGAGAAACGAAGAAGUAG
This is a messenger RNA of Aspergillus mulundensis, 840 nucleotides long. RefSeq names its product alpha/beta hydrolase. Bases 1 to 840 code for a protein of 279 amino acids. The record is from RefSeq and is a predicted model, not a curated record. NCBI's taxonomy places the organism in Eukaryota, Fungi, Ascomycota, Eurotiomycetes, Eurotiales, Aspergillaceae. The transcript has a single exon.